This is a messenger RNA of Galendromus occidentalis (western predatory mite), 1798 nucleotides long. RefSeq names its product chromatin assembly factor 1, p105 subunit (gene Caf1-105). NCBI's taxonomy places the organism in Eukaryota, Metazoa, Arthropoda, Arachnida, Mesostigmata, Phytoseiidae. Bases 275 to 1651 code for a protein of 458 amino acids. Gene Ontology annotation, biological process: nucleosome assembly; DNA replication-dependent chromatin assembly. The transcript is spliced from 4 exons. Gene Ontology annotation, cellular component: nucleus; CAF-1 complex. Gene Ontology annotation, molecular function: protein binding. The record is from RefSeq and is a predicted model, not a curated record.
GCGAAAUGCACUUUUGGCGGUCCAGCGUUAGCGCUCUGAGCAAGGAUCCUCAAAACAUUCGGAGAUUUGACAACGUUUUUUUUUUUCUGAGUGGUCGGGGCGCCGAGCCUCUUUCAUUUAGUCAUAGUCGAUCUCGGUGCAGUUUCCGAUCGUCUCCCUACUACAGUUGCGAUCGGGCUCGCAGUGAGGCCGAUUGGUUCCUCGGUCGGCUAGUCGGGAAGACCACACGCGAAACUUUUCUCGUUGAAAAAAACAGAAGAGCAUCUUGUGUGGAAUGAAGUGUUUGGUACCUCAGUUGGCCUGGUGGUUGGACACCAGCCCCUUGUUCAGCGUGGAUUUCCAACCGAAGAACGAUGACAAGGAACUGCGCAUAGCAACUUGUGGCACUGACACUCACAUCAGGAUCUGGUGGCUGAAAUUAGAGCUGGAAGCCGACGGCAACAAAGACAAGCAGAUCGACAUCGAGCUCCGCGCUGAUCUGACGCGUCACCAGCGAACGGUUAACAUUGUGCGUUUCUCGAACUCUGGAGAAAUACUCGCUUCCGGCGAUGAUGAAGCGAACAUAAUUCUGUGGAGAGUUCUGAGUUCGGAAGCUCCUCAGCUCUUCGACUCGACUGAGAACAAGGAGAACUGGCAGGUCCACAAGAUUCUCCGAGGGCACGUUGAAGACAUAUGCGACCUGCAGUGGUCUCUGCGGGACUCGUGUCUCGUUUCCGGAUCAGUGGACUCGACUGCUAUAAUUUGGGAUGCGGAAACCGGUCGCUCCAUGAGCUUCCUGAAAGAGCGCAAAGGUUUCAUCCAAGGUGUGGCCUACGACCCGCGCGGACAAUUCGUGGUCACGUUGAGCUCGGAUCGUCAGAUGUAUGUCUACAGCACCCACACACGCAAACGAGUCUGGGUUGCAUCGAAGGCCGAAGUUGUCAUGGGCGACGGUUCAAAGCUAUCUACGAGAUUGUUCUACGAUGAUACCCUGAAAUCCUUCUGCCGUCGACCGGACUUCUCGCCUGAUGGUGAAUUUCUAAUCGCACCGUCCGGAGUCAUAGAGAAGGAUGGAAAGCUAACGAACUGUGUGUACAUCUUCCAUCGGAGCGAUUUCUCCAAGCCGAUAGCCUACAUACCGACGGCGACGAAAUUCACGACGACAGUGCGCUUCUCGAAGAAGUUCUACAAGACACGUAGAGAACCCGGUUCCGAAACGGUUAUCAAGCUGCCGUAUAGAAUGAUUUUCGCGGCUGCGACCGUCGACUCGAUCAUGGUGUGUGACACGGAAACCUUCACCCCGUUCGCGAUGAUCGCCGACGCUCACUAUGCACGUAUAUCCGACCUCACCUGGUCCCCUGAUAAUUCGAAGCUGUUGGCGUCUUCUACCGAUGGCUAUUGCUCUUUUGUAUUUUUCGAAAAGUGUGAAUUAGGAGAUCUCUAUACUGGCGAUCUUCCACACCUUAGUGCCAUCGAUGAAAUCCCAAAGCGGAAACGAAAACCCAAGAAGGAAGGUGCGGAGAGCAACGAAUCUCCGUCAGGUAAAAAGGGAGAUCUCGAUGACGAGGGUGAUAACGAAGGCGAUAGUGACAAAAUGGACUCCGACGAAGACGAGGUGAACCUCGACGAAACUCAGAACAGUAAUGACAGCGGGGACGAAAAAUCUUCGUAGCGGAGCGCGUGGCGGACCAAUGGCGAUAUAAUCGACAGAGCUUUUAUUUGGUGUGAAAUGAAAGUGAUUCCUUGACGUGUUGAUAGCAGCUUGGGACCAAGGACGUUGUAAAAAAUAAUUAUAAUAAUAUUAAACAAUGACCGAUCC